This is a messenger RNA of Brassica oleracea var. oleracea, 1776 nucleotides long. Its product is annotated as protein ASPARTIC PROTEASE IN GUARD CELL 1. The record is from RefSeq and is a predicted model, not a curated record. NCBI's taxonomy places the organism in Eukaryota, Viridiplantae, Streptophyta, Magnoliopsida, Brassicales, Brassicaceae. Bases 318 to 1766 code for a protein of 482 amino acids. Gene Ontology annotation, molecular function: aspartic-type endopeptidase activity. The transcript has a single exon. Gene Ontology annotation, biological process: proteolysis.
UACCCGAGUUUUUACUUAAAAUAAAGGAGGAAGAUGAAAAAGUGAUGAGAUUCUAAACAAACAUAGAUAUACUCAUAAGCGCCACACUAACCGCAUUGAGUUCAUAAAACAAAGUUUAAUUAACCUUCCCACUUAAAGACGAUGAAGAAACCUCCUCCUCCCCUUAAACCAUUUAUCUAUCUUCUUGUUUCUUUGAAAGAUUCUUGUAGUAUAAAUCUCCUUGGAAUCUACAAAGCACCACCACAAAACUCACUUUUGUCUUUCUCCUUGACACUCUCUCUGUCUCAGUCUAUCUAUCUAACGGCCCGAAACUAAAAAUGUGUUCUCACCGAUGCUUUCUUUUACUCAUCUUCUUCCUCGCUUCACAUUCUUCCGUUACUUCAAGAAUCUUGCCAAAGAUCUCCGUGACCACUACAACUACUCUCGAUGUCACUGACUCCAUUCGCAAAACGAAGGAUGCGUCGUCGUUUCGGUUAAACCAGCAAGAAGAACACAGUCAGUAUCCUACUUCAUCUUCAUUUAGCUUGCAGCUUCACUCACGAGCUUCCGUCCGAGGAACCGAACACCCAGACUACAACUCUCUCACACUAGCCAGACUCCACCGUGACUCAGCCCGAGUCAAAUCCCUCACGGCUCGUUUAAAUCUAGCAAUCAACAACAUAACCAGAUCCGAUCUCAAGCACACAAUGUACACCACGGAGCAGGAAGAGAUCGAAGCUCCUUUAAUCUCCGGCACGACUCAAGGAAGCGGCGAGUACUUCACACGCGUGGGGAUCGGAAGCCCGGCGCGUGAAGUUUACAUGGUGCUCGACACUGGAAGCGACGUCAACUGGCUACAAUGCGCUCCUUGCGCCCAGUGUUACCACCAAACCGAACCCAUCUUCGAGCCGACAUCUUCCUCCUCUUACGCCACACUCUCUUGCGACGCUCCGCAGUGCAAAGCCCUCGAAGCCUCCGAAUGCAGAAACGCCACGUGUCUCUACGAGGUUUCUUACGGCGAUGGUUCUUACACCGCCGGCGAUUUCGCCACCGAGACGUUCACCAUUGGCUCAGCCUCCGUCGAUAACGUCGCCGUCGGGUGCGGGCACAGCAACCAAGGGCUGUUCGUCGGCGCCGCCGGUUUACUCGGACUCGGCGGAGGUUUGCUCGCUCUCCCGUCGCAGCUCAACACGACGUCGUUCUCUUACUGCCUCGUGGACCGCGACUCGGACUCGUCUUCCACCGUCGAGUUCGGGUCCGAUAUCCCUAGCGACGCCGUCGUGGCUCCGUUGAUGCGCAACCACCAGCUCGACACGUUUUACUACCUUGGACUCGCCGGAAUAAGCGUCGGCGGCGAGAUGCUUGAGAUUCCGGCGUCUUCUUUCGAGAUGGACGAGUCGGGAGGCGGAGGGGUGAUUAUUGACUCGGGAACCGCCGUGACUCGGCUCCAGACCGGAGUCUACGACUCGCUCAGAGACGCGUUUGUGAAAGGGACGACGGAUUUGGAGAGAGCAGCCGGAGUUGCGAUGUUCGACACGUGUUAUGAUCUGUCGGGUAAGACGACUAUUGAAGUGCCGUCGGUGGCUUUUCAUUUCCCCGGCGGGAACAUGUUGGCUUUGCCGGCGAAGAAUUAUAUGAUACCGGUUGACACGGUGGGGACUUUCUGUUUAGCGUUUGCACCGACGGCGAGUUCGCUUGCGAUCAUCGGUAACGUGCAGCAGCAAGGGACACGUGUCGGUUUUGAUCCGGCUAAUUCCCUUAUUGGAUUCUCGGCGAAUAAAUGCUAAGCGUUUAAUA